AUGAACGAAAUUGAAGAACAUCAUAUUGAAAACAUUGCAGAGAAGAAGAAGAAGAAGAAGAAGAAGAAGAAGGAAAUGGACGGUGUGGAGAGGAGGCGGCAACGGUGGAGGCAACUGAAACAACGGCUGGGAUUUAAAGGGAUGGGCUGUUGUGGGUCCUCUUGGGGUCUCAGAGUCUCCGACAUGGCUACCAGAGAAGAAGAAGAACAAGAAGAGCUAACCCACCAAGAAUAUUAUCAAGAACAACCAAUCAGACGCCAUGUGGGUCAGAUUCAGGCGAAUUCUAACACCCAGCCACCUUGUGUUGGUCAGAUUCAGGCGAAUUUCAACGUAUAUCCACCUUGGGUGGCUCAGAUUCCGGCGAAUUCUGUCGUAUAUUCACCUUGGUUGGCUCAGACUCCGGCGAAUUCAGACGUAUAUCCACCGCGUGUGGGUCAGAUACCAGGAAAUUCCGGAGUGAACUUAGCGACGGCGCUGGCGGCGGAGCGCCACAUGCGGGAGGUGGGUCCGACGACAGGAGCGCCUUUGAAGUCGUUGAUGAGGAUGUUUGAAGAAACGGACGGUGUGGAUUUUAAGAAGAGGAAAAAGAGAGAGAAUGCGGGGGAGAUUGAUUCACUGUGCUGCGUGUGCAUGGAAAGGAAUAAGGGUGCGGCUUUUAUACCCUGUGGGCACACAUACUGUAGGGUGUGUUCUGGUGAGCUGUGGUUGAAUCGAGGGUCGUGUCCUCUCUGCAACCGUAAGAUUAAUCAGAUCCUUGAUAUCUUCUAGAUGGAG
Molecule: messenger RNA, 774 nt
Organism: Ilex paraguariensis (yerba mate)
Lineage: Eukaryota; Viridiplantae; Streptophyta; Magnoliopsida; Aquifoliales; Aquifoliaceae
Source: the annotation of a GenBank genome assembly